AUGGCUAGCUUUCUACGCGGGAAGCAGGCAGGCAUGCAGAAUGACCUGUCGGCUGGUAUACUCCCUGGGAGCUUUUCGCCCGAUGAACAAUCGCGCUAUGGCAUCAACUCGCAGCUCAGGUUCGUUCAACACUGUCUCACCUACGAACCCGUCCAGUCUCUCCUUGCCGUCGGCACAAACGAAACGAAGUUUGGCCCUGGCAAGAUAUACGUCUUCGGGCAGAACCGCGUCCAGAAGUUCAUCCAGCCCUCGCGUCCUGAUUCUAUCCGCCAGCUGCAGUUCGUCGCGAACCGCCUGGUCAGCCUCGACAGCAAGGGCGAAUUGACGGUAUGGGACCUCGACACGGCCGAGCGCGUUGCUGGGUUCGUGGCCGGAGGCGCCGUCACCUGCCUCUUGACAGAUCCCAUGUUGGAUUGGGCUUUUCUGGGCAUGGCGAGCGGGGACAUCGUUGCCUAUGACCUCGACAGGGAACGUGUGUCACCCUUCCGGAUCCCGAACUUCUGGAGGAAAAAGGACCCCGAGGCCAGGUCCAUCAGUCUAGUGGGCAUGCAGCUUCAUCCUCGAGAUAUCGGGAAGCUCUUGAUCGCCUACUCGCAUGGCGCCGUCAUCUAUUCGUUCAAGCAAAACCAGCCGGUAAAAUUCCUCGAAUAUCAAGUGCCUCCAGGAGCCCGGGGAGGUAACUCGGAAGGCUUAGAUACUCUACGGAAGCCGAGACUGUCGCACGCCGUCUGGCAUCCAACCGGCACUUUUGUUCUCACUGCUCACAAUGACGGGAGCCUCGUCUUCUGGGAUCCAAAGGACGGAAGGGUCGUCAUGGCAAGGUCGCUCUCUGAACUGAGAGUCGACCAGGUGACCCCGCAGCCAGGCCAUCCAACCCUAGUCGAACCUUUUGUCAAGGUUGCCUGGUGUUGCAAGGAGAACCCCGAUGAUACCGGGCUUCUCAUUGCCGGGGGCCAUGCGGUGGAUGCUCCUCAGAAGGGUCUAACCUUUCUUGAACUCGGCCAGACGCCCAUAUAUGCGACGGCGUCGUGGGAAGUGCUCGCGAAUCAUUUCCAGGGAAAGCGCCGCCUCACCCUUCAAACCCCGCUUGGUGCCCAGGUAACUGACUUCUGCCUGGCUCCCCGCACAACCCCUCAUUUUGCGGGCGCACAGGACCCUAUUGCCAUCUUCGCCAUGCUUUCUUCGGGAGAAAUGAUCACCAUGAGCUUCCCUUCCGGAUACCCGAUCAGCCCUACCAAUCAGCUUCCCCCCUCCCUCUCCUUUGUUCACCCAUUCGUCACCAAGGUUGCUGUUUCGACGCUAGAUCGCGGCCGAUGGCUUGGCAUGAUCGAGACCAGGAGCCAAGGAGAAAAGUUGCUCAAGGGAGGUGCGGAGGCAGUGAAGCCUCGCAGGAGAUACGAGGGCCGCAACGUCAUUCAAGUUGCGCAUGCAGAUAGCACCGUCCGCAUAUGGGACGUGGGGCACGCAGAUGAGAUAGAAAACCAGAAUCAACUCCAGGUGGACAUUGCGCGGGCUCUCAACAGAUACGAGGACGUCGACAUCACGGCCAUGGAUAUGGCCGAGCUGACAGGCGAGUUCGCGGCUGGGACACGGUCCGGCGAAGUCGUCAUCUACCGUUGGGGACCGAAUAAGUACUACGGCCGGGACGGGCCCAAGCAGCUUGAUCCUAAUCCCGGCGGCCUCUCGGAUAUCAGCUCGCGCGCCGAACCAUCACUGAAGGAUGGCCUCCAACCGUUCGUCCUUUACGAGAUGAUGCAGGGACCGGUCAGCGUAAUAUCCGUCUCAGACGUUGGCUUCGUUGCUGUCGGUUCCGAGACGGGUUUCUUCAGCAUUGUCGACCUCAGAGGGCCGGCUGUUAUAUACCAGGCAUCCAUGGCAGACUUUGCCAGGCGGGAGAAACGGACGUCUUUCCUGAAGAGCCACUCGAGUGCUUCUGCAUCGAAGGAGUGGCCUGUCGUCAUCGAGUUUGGAGUUAUGACUCUCGAGGGGGACAGCUACUCCAGCAUAGCUUGCUUCGUGGGCACAAACCAAGGCCGGAUUGCUACCUUCAAACUCCUACCGUCCGCGCAAGGUUACAGUGUGAAACUCGCCGGAAUCGCGCAGCUGAAUGAUAAGGUUGUCGCCAUUUGCCCGAUUGUCGCGGAGACAGGCUCUCCGGCUGCCGCUACUGGCCCAAUCGUUGCUGGCCUUCGCAAUGGCCAGCAUGUCAACGGUAUCCUCGUUGCCGUGACGCAGACCGAGGUCCGCAUUUUCAAGCCUGCUGCGGCAAAAGGAGCCUCAAAGUCCUUCGACGACGUCUUCUGCGACGCAGCUGCCGUGACCGAGUUUGAGCUUCACGGCUUUGCCGUCGUCGGGGUCUUUGGCGACCGGACCGCUCGGGCCUAUUCUCUACCAGGGCUGAAGGAGCUCGGCCGUGCUCCACUCCCCAUGCUCGACGCUUCACGAACUACUGCUUCCAUCGUGGCCCAAACGGGGGACAUCUUCGGCUGGACGGGCCCGAGUGAGCUGGCCAUCCUGCCUGUUUGGGGUGGCACAGGCAAAGGGUUGCAGACCCCCCAAGACACGAUGAUCAACCCCGAGCUGGCGGUACCGCCACGCCCGACAAUCAGUAACUUCCAGUGGGUCAGCGGAACGCAGUACGUCAGCCCAACGGACCUCGACCUGCUUAUUGGCGGCCCAGGCCGCCCACCUAGCAAGCGAAUGAUGGCUGCGGCUGCGGCCGAGCAACGACUAGCCCGGGGAGGGGCGGGCAGCUCCUCGGCCGGGGGAAGCCAGGAGGGCUGGGGAGACUACCUCACCAGACAGUUGAAUGAGCGGACCGAAAAGCUGAACAUCAUGUCCGACAACAUGGAUAAUCUCCAAGAGCAGAGCGCAGGCUGGGCCGAUGAUGUGAGCAAGUACGUCAAUCGGCAGAAGAGGAAUGUGCUGCUCGGUGGUAUCACAGGGAAGUUUUUCUAG
Messenger RNA from Phialemonium atrogriseum, 2958 nucleotides. Its product is annotated as lethal giant larvae like, C-terminal-domain-containing protein. The record is from RefSeq and is a predicted model, not a curated record. Gene Ontology annotation, cellular component: plasma membrane; cytoplasm. Bases 1 to 2958 code for a protein of 985 amino acids. Gene Ontology annotation, biological process: establishment of cell polarity; regulation of protein secretion; regulation of exocytosis. Gene Ontology annotation, molecular function: syntaxin binding; myosin II binding; GTPase activator activity. The transcript has 3 exons. Lineage: Eukaryota; Fungi; Ascomycota; Sordariomycetes; Cephalothecales; Cephalothecaceae.